AUGCCUGUGAGCGAAAUAAGUAGAUUAACAAGAACUACAGCGAGAGGAUUUCUGUCAAGAAACCCCGAACCUAAAUUCAAGUACAUUGAAGAUCCUGCAGAAGUUGUUUCUUUGACGUACAGGAAUCAAUUUAGUCAAUACAACAUGAAAUAUCAUGAAUAUAAUCUCACGGUUUCGCCGAUCUUCGGUUGUUUCAGAGAUCAAAGAGUGUCUUUCCAUUUCGACUGGGACACACUGAAAGUUACCGUCGAUAAUAACUUGGCUUACGUCAUGGUUUUGCGUAUAGGGACUUCCCCGGAAAAAUUCAUCAGAUUUUGCCUUAAUUUUCUCUAUUCAAGCGAUGCGGAGAAUAUUUUGAGGUAAGGUGAUAAUUAAUGCUUUUGGCUCGUGCUCUUUGCAUAAUUUUUGUCCGACACUCUUCUUUGGUGAUUAUUAAAAUGCAAUAUUUACGUUUGAGUAGCGGUUUAGUUUAAUGUUGAGGCCGGACAGAUUUUAAGGAAAUGCUAUCCACAUUUAUCGGUAACAGCGUUUCGACUUAGCACCCGUCUAAAAUCAAAAUAUCAGACUGUUUUUAAUUUUGAGGGUUCGAAGUUCAUUUCUAAAGCAAAUAUCAUAUCGUUUCAGCGAACAUGAUAUGUCGAUAUUUAUGUUAUAACUGUAACAAUAUUUUCCUCUUUAAAGAAAUUAAAAUGGUGAGAUAUUUUUUUUACAAUAUAGGUUAAACAUUUAACAAUUAUUCCUCGAGCCCGAAUGGGCCGAAUGGGCUAUUGAUUCAGGGGCCAUGAGAGAGAAAGGAAUAACUGUUUUUAUAGUAAAAUCCAACUAGUUGGUCAAAAAUACGGAGACUAAACAACUUUAGACGGUUAAAGCUCGACUUCAAUCCUUUUUUUGCCGCCAAAAAGCCGGAACUUUUCGCUACUAGUGGGCUAUAACAUAUAAAAUAUAGCCUAGCUCAACCAUUCAGAACGCAACAUUGAUAAUUUUCCACUACUUGGAUUUUACUAAAUGCAAGAGAGAAUGUCUUCCUAAAGGUCAGUAUACACGUGCUGAUGAGACAGACAGACUGACGUAUAUCCUGUUUUGUUGGUCUUAACCCCUGGAAUACAAAAUUUUUAGAGAGAAAAAACCGCAUUUUUUAACCGAGUUUUCCUUUUUGCACCUAUUUUGCACCAAUUAGCUUAGAAACGGGGAAAACAGAUGCUUUAAAUAUUUUUGCGAAUUUCCCUGUUAAUUGGAUGUACACUGUAAUUGAACUUCAUUUUUGUUUUUGCGCGUGCGCAUAAUCAAAAAUUGGACGUCUAUUUUUGGUGAAUCUUUUCCAUCCUUUUCCUUUUUUCUACAUCUAGUAUUUUUCCCACUUUAUCGUUUUUCUUACUCAUGGAAUUUUGGCUGGCUUACUCUCCAGGCCCCAUGCUAUACACUGGAUAAAUCUCUAUCCAUUUAUUACUUAGCGCGCCCAACCAAAACCGCCAUGCUACGCAGGCUAUGAAUAAUACAAUUGGUUUCCCUGAUACUUAUCUACUGGAUAGUGAUUUAUCCGAUGGAAAGUGUUAUCCAUGUUUUCAUCAACUGGGGAUAGGAAAGAAGGAAUUUUUAUGAGAAAAGAAAAGUACGUGAAAAGUAGUGAAAACGAAGUGGAUUUUUCUCGAAAAUGUUAGCAGGUUCUUUGUGUGUAACUAUGAGGAUUGGUCAGAAUUUCCAAAAUGUGGUAUCAGUUUGCAAAUAUUUAUCCUUCCUGAAUUCAUUACCUGAAAACUUAAUCACUUAAUCACUCAUAAUCUGCAUCGUUCCAUAUAUAUAAUGACCAGAUCCGUAGCCAAGAGGUUAAAGAGAGGAAGAAUAUUGUGCAGUAAAAAUAAAAAGAGGAGACACCUAGAUCUCGAUUCGAUGAUCGUUCUCGCCCGGCCACAGUAUUUCAAGUGUCACGCGUCGCGCGUUGCCAACUGGGAGUGUAUAUAGUCACGCCUGUUAAAUAGAUCAUCGGGUACCCGCAACAUUGUUAACGAUAAUCAGCCAAUUUGGUCAAUAUGGUCCCCGGAAUUAAACGUUUUUUAAAACGUAAACGUCUUUUUUUUGGCUUGUCAUAUAAUUAAUCAUUGUUUAAAUUAUAUCUGCUUCAUUCAGACAAUAUAUUUGGCUGGUCAUGAUUAGCUAUCUGUAGUCAAUAGCCUCUGAAGGGUAUUUCCUUCCUACCCCGCCCCUCUUUUUUCUUUCAGGUCCCCGCACAGUUUGAUUUUUGUAGUUGAUAUUUACAGUUGAACCUCUCUACAACGGCCAUCUUGGGGACAGAAGUAAGUGGCCAUUGUAGAGAGGUUGAAACAAGAAAGAAUGAAACGGACUGUCCGUCAAAAAAAAUGGCCGUUGUGGAGAUCGAGGUGGCCGUUCGUGGAGAUUCGACUGUAUUUAGUAUACUUUAUAAUGGUUUUACGCAUUGUCACCAAUUAUUUCCCGCGCGUAAAUAGAUAAUGGAUAUAAAUAUAUUUCGUGGGAAAAUUGCAAUUUUAAGAUUAAGAUCUUUACCACCUUGCUGACUGUAGCAACACUCAACCCGUGAUCUGCAAAAAAAAUCACAAAAGAUUACUGUUUGUAACAGACUUAUAUGGGCCAUAGAGUGAUUUCUGUCUCGCAUGCAUGUAUCCAACUUCUUGACAUUUUUCAAAUCUCAAUAUGUUUUACAUGUUGGUGUUCUAAAAAGCCUCAUCAUUGCAAGUGUUUUUUUUUCUUUUUGAGCAGUGAGCAUCAAAUAAACAGCGAUGAGGUUCAGGUUAAGACAAUUGAGGAAACCACUCACGAUACCCCUGCCUCCUUGGUCGUGCAGUGCCUAAGAUCAGCGGUUCUCAACAUAGCAAGCAUUCCUGGGAAUCAAAUCCAGUCUCUACCAAUACAGUUUCAGGAACAAUUGGCGCCAGCAUCGUUCAUUGAAGUGACAUUCAACCUGUGGCCAAGAUACGUACGAGGGGAACGCAUCAUUCUUGCUGUGAAAAGCGACAUGGUAAUCAGCGAGGUCUUACUGCUGCUGAGACAGAAACUGAAGCUUGCAAGUCAUCUAAGAGUUUGCUUGUUUAGAAACUGUCUCCCAGCGGAAGAUGAUGACAUUCUUGAAACCAAAGACAUUGUCUAUGAUUGUGUAUUCAGUACAUGGCGCCGGGUGCCAACCAGUGAAACAGUAGAGUCUAAGCAAGUCUUCCCUACGGCGUCCCAUAAAGAUGUAAGUAUCUUGGGUUUUUUGAUUAGAUUUCUUUAGAGGCCCUGACUGACCGGUGACUUGCGCCCGGGCAGGGUUACUUCCUCAGGCAAAAAAUAAUAAUGAUCAUAAAGUAAGUAAAAUACGGUGAAAUUAAAUGGAAUGAAAUCAAAUACAAGACCAAGAGAAAGGACGAAAGGUGGGCUUUGUUAAAAAUCUACGACGCAGGGCUGAGAGAUUUUCCUUUUCAUGUCUUUCAUUAACCCUAUUCAGACUGGGCUUUUUUGGUCAAUCUGUGACUGGGGGGGGCUCCUCGGACCCCCCUCUGUAUCUCUGGAACCAAUAAUGCUAGGGUCAUGAAAUUUACACACAAUGAUCAUCUCCGUACAAAGAAGCCCCACACCCACUUUUGACUUGCCACGCCCAAUGAUGACGUCGCAGUGACGUCAUAUUCCGAUUUUUCAAUGUUUCUUAUUAUUUUUCCACUUAGAUACGUAAACUAUCAGUAAUAUUGGUAAAGUCAUCUCUUUGUUAUCCUUUCUUAUGAACUAGUAACAAGGAAACACUUGUACAGCGAGAAAAAGCAAUAGGAAGCAAUAAAAUUUAAAAUUUGAAAUGGUUGUCCGCCAUCUUGGAUUUCAGUUUUUUUGUUAAAACUAUAAUUUAAAGCAACUUUCAAAGGGGAAAAAGCUCAGAAUGUAUAAAAGAAGUAUCAAACUAAUGUUUAUUACCCAAACAAAUGACUUUGGAAGUGUUAUUUGGAAAAUAGAGCAGCAUAUUUGUCAAAGCAAAAAAGUGACAAAUUUUACCCCACCCCUCCCCCCCCAAAUAUUCGAUGUUGAAACAUUUUGAUGUAAUUCAAAAACUAGUCCCAAGCAAAGACCAUUUUAACAACAAAAAGCACUAUAAGAGUAAAAACGCGAUCUUAAAACAAAAAAAAUCACCAUUUUUUAAAUUUUACGAAACCUAUGUGUCAGAAACUGGUUGCCAUGGCAACAUGAUUAAUCACAUGGACAUGGUAAUUAUACUAAAAUAUUCCUAGAUAAAUUUUAGGAAAAGUCAGAAAAUUUGAACGUCAUAGUUCUUUCGGUGUAGGAGUUAUCACGAUUUUGCCGGAGGGGGGGCUCGAAAAGCCUCCCCCAGUCUGAAUAGGGUUAAUGAAAAUUUCACACGAUUUCUUUUUCCAGAUUAUCGUUGCAUCAUUAGUUGGAAAUCAAAUUAAGGAAGUCUGCAUUAACUUGUCUCUUCCCCUCAAAUUCUUGGACAAACAGCUUCGCCAAACAUUUCGACUUAAACCGUGGAGCUUUUUGGUGAUGUUCCUUCCACGCGACAACCAGAGGAUAUUUUAUGCUGGGAGAGUAAUUCACACUUCAUUUGAGGAAGAAUAUGCCAAAUUUCUCAUAUCAAACGGGAAGAGGAAUUUUCCCAAACCAGACAAAGGCAUUGAAACUUUGUCAAUAAAUGGGAUGUACAAAGAGUGUUCUGUUUUCAAGAAAUCUCUUCGUUGUUUAGGCUUUUACCCGGGAACCCUCGUCGAAGUUUUCGAAAUCACAGGACCGAGUAUUCCGGUCAUGUAUUCUGGCGCAGUAACUAAGGCUCAAGUGAUUGACGUGAAUCCUGAUUGGUCAUUGCAGACGUUUAUAUAUUAUGUUAGAGUGAACACGCCACAGGCUUCUAGCAUUGAAUCAAUUGAUUACGUGAACGACUGCAGUAAAGGAAAAGUGAGAGAUGUAUUGGAGAUGAUGAAGAACUUGUGGAAUCGACCUGAUAAUGGCAGCCGGCUUGAAUAUCUCAGGUUACGAAGUUAA
Messenger RNA from Porites evermanni, 4992 nucleotides. NCBI's taxonomy places the organism in Eukaryota, Metazoa, Cnidaria, Anthozoa, Scleractinia, Poritidae. The record is from the annotation of a GenBank genome assembly.